AUGAUUUCAUCCAAGCAGGGAGAUGUCGAUUACAGUGAAGAAGUGGAAACUUUGGUGACAAUAUUUAAAAAACAGCAUCGUCCAUGGCGAAAUAAAGUUCGGAAGAAAGCUGCUAAGGAAGCGAAAAGAAAACUGAAGAAAGAAAAUGGUAAUGAAUACACCAUCUCUUCAAGUGAUGUGCAAAUAAUGAGAAAAAAGAGGAGAAGUAGAGUUAAGAGGAUCAACUCUAACGGUUCAACUGAAAAUGGCGCAAUGAAUAGACAAGAAAUAAAUGAUAGAGAAGGGAUUGGUUCCUCACUAUUUCGAUAUAUCAACGAGCAGUUAUAUACUAUGAGUGGUGCGAAAGCUAUGGAACUAUUUCGAAAGGAUCCACAGGCUUUUAAAUUGUACCACAAAGGAUAUCAGAAACAGGCAAACAAAUGGCCUUUUAAUCCAGUUCGCAUCAUUAUUCAAUGGAUAAAAUCAUUGAAGCAUAAUGGCUUAGUGAUUGCUGAUUUGGGAUGUGGAAAUGCAACAAUUGCUGAUGCACUGUCACAUAUAGCCACUGUACAUUCAUUCGAUUUGGUUGCUGUGAAUGAUCGCGUUGUGGCGUGUGACAUGUCCAUGGUCCCACUGUGUAAUGAAUCGGUGGAUAUUGUUAUUUUUUGUCUUUCAUUGAUGGGGACUAAUUUGAACGAAUAUUUGAUAGAAGCGAAUCGAAUAUUGAAGAAAGGUGGUUUUUUGAAAAUAGCCGAAAUUGCGAGUCGAUUUAUAAGCUUAAAACGGUUCAUUCACGCCGUAGCAAAAAUGGGAUUUGCUAUUACUGGAAAGAUGAUGAAAGAUGGUGGUUAUUUUGUAAUUUUGGAAUUUAUGAAAACUGGUAAAGUGGUGCAGAAACGACCUAUUGGAUUAAUAUUGAAGCCUUGUUUGUAUAAAAAGCGGUAA
Messenger RNA from Brugia malayi, 924 nucleotides. RefSeq lists its product as uncharacterized. Gene Ontology annotation, biological process: regulation of transcription by glucose; rDNA heterochromatin formation; cellular response to glucose starvation. The transcript has 7 exons. The record is from RefSeq and is a predicted model, not a curated record. NCBI's taxonomy places the organism in Eukaryota, Metazoa, Nematoda, Chromadorea, Rhabditida, Onchocercidae. Gene Ontology annotation, molecular function: methyltransferase activity. Bases 1 to 924 code for a protein of 307 amino acids. Gene Ontology annotation, cellular component: rDNA heterochromatin; chromatin silencing complex; nucleolus.